This is a messenger RNA of Homo sapiens (human), 3249 nucleotides long. RefSeq names its product plasminogen like B1 (gene PLGLB1). Gene Ontology annotation, cellular component: extracellular region. The record is from RefSeq and is marked validated. The coding region runs from base 62 to 352 and encodes 96 amino acids. Lineage: Eukaryota; Metazoa; Chordata; Mammalia; Primates; Hominidae. The transcript is spliced from 4 exons.
GUAAGUCAACAACAUCCUGGGAUUGGGACACACUUUCUGGGCACUGCUGGCCAGUCCCAAAAUGGAACAUAAGGAAGUGGUUCUUCUACUUCUUUUAUUUCUGAAAUCAGGUCAAGGAGAGCCCCUGGAUGACUAUGUGAAUACCCAGGGGCCUUCACUGUUCAGUGUCACUAAGAAGCAGCUGGGGGCAGGAAGCAGAGAAGAAUGUGCAGCAAAAUGUGAAGAGGACAAAGAAUUCACCUGCAGGGCAUUCCAAUAUCACAGUAAAGAGCAACAAUGUGUGAUAAUGGCUGAAAACAGGAAGUCCUCCAUAAUCAUUAGGAUGAGAGAUGCAGUUUUAUUUGAAAAGUAAAUGUAUCUUUCAGAGUGCAAGACUGGGAAUGGAAAGAACUACAGAGGGACGAUGUCCAAAACAAAAAAUGGCAUCACCUGUCAAAAAUGGAGUUCCACUUCUCCCCGCAAACCUAGGUCAGACUUUUCCUUUCAUCUUUGUGUUCAUCUACUGUAAAGUGUCCGUCUGUGUCUGUGAGGGAUUGGUUCCAGGACCCCUGUGGCUACCAAAAUCCAUGCUUCUCAAGUCCCUUAUGUAAAAUGGUGCAGUAUUUGCAUAUAACCUACAUACCUUCUCUUGUGCAAUCCCUAAUAUAAUGUAAAUGCUAUGUAAUCGUUGUUAUACUGUAUUGUUUUUAUUUGUAUUAUGUUUUAUUGUCAUAUUGUUAUUUUCUCUCAUCUUUUUCAAGUCUUUUCCAUCCACAGUUGGUUGAAUUUGUGGAUGUGGAACCCAUGGAUACAGAGGGCCAACUGUAUUUAGGAUAAUUUCAUCACUUUUAAUUCAAACCAGAAUAUGUGAAUAAGCAGACAGAAAGAAUCUUUUUGAUGUCGAUGUUCAACUAUUUUUGGCACCAUAGUAGAACAUGGUUGCUUUCUAUUUUUUCUUGGGUAUGGAGGUUUCUUGAAGACCUAGAACAUAGAAGAAUGCCUAGUUAAAAAAAAAAAUCAAUGAAACUACGAGUUUUAGGCCAAAUCUGAGAAAAGACCAAAGAUGACUAUGUUUGGGACUGAAGUAAACAUAUCAAGUUAGAACUCUCAUCACAUGUUUGACUCAAAUUGUGGAGCAAAAUAGUAAAUAAAAUAUAAAAAUGAAAAUGAAGAUACGUGAAAUUCAAAUGUCACAACUUGCCUAUUAUUUAUUUUAGUGCAUUUUUUUGUGCUUUUCCCAGUUUGGUGUUAGGUGGCCUUAAGUUCUCAGUAAUGACACUUAUCAAAUAGGAACUUAGUGUUACUCACCUUUAUCCAUUCCCCCAACACUCAACAAAUUGCCUUUGCUAUAUCCCUAUGAGAUGAGCAGAUCAAAUAUUCCCCGUGAGUUAAUGAAAACUGAUUCAACCAAAUGGCGAAGUCAGAGACUAUCGGGGGCCAUGGAGACACUCUGGGCCAUUUUUAUGAGGUAGUCUAGGCUCAUCUUCAUGAGGGAACUGAGGUCUUGGGGGGUGGGGGUUACCCAAAUAGGUUCACAGAAGAACCAGAAAUAAAACCUGCCUUUCUAGACUGUAAGUCUUGUGAUUGUCAUCUAAAUGGUUGUCUCUAUACAGCAACUCAUCUCUAGAACUGAAAAUAAGUUUAAAUCCCUCCUCCAUCCCCAAUAAUUCAAGCUGCAUUUCAGAGAAAACCAGGACUUUGGAAUCAGACAGAUCAACUUUGACUUCUUGAUCUGCUUCUUCAUAGCUAUUUAUGCUUAGGCAAGUUUUGUUUUGUUUUGUUUUACGUUGCCACUCAGUCUUCUCAUCUGUAAAACAGGGAUAAUAACACCUUCCUCAAAUGGUUUUUUUUAUUAGGACUAAAAGAGAGAAUGUGUGGAAAGAUGUUAGUGGAAUUCCUGGCACAUAGUUCACAUGGACAAAAUGGUGUUAACUACGAAAAUUUUUACAGAGAAAAGGGCAACUGACAAAAGCAGGUGUUUGGAAUGAAUUAAGACCAUGGCAGGCUUUUGAGGCCUUUAUAUUUCUCCUGACUGUGCAAUAAAAAUAUUUUGGCUCUCUGUCUAAGACUUGGCUGUCACAGUAGCAAUGGUAAUAUUAGCUACUGUGCCAGAAGCAGCCUAUCAAUAGAGAAAUUGAAAAUCUGACCACACAAAUGCUGCAGCACCCAGCUGAAAUGCAUUUGGAUGACAAUCUCAGAUGGGAAUCGAGAGCAUCUCCUUCUGCCUUGCUAAUAGCAAGCUGAUUUUUAGAAUAUAGUCUAAGUGCUUCUCUUCCAUCCUCCCCAGAUUCUCACCUGCUACACACCCCUCAGAGGGACUGGAGGAAUCCAGACAACGAUGCGCAGGGGCCCUGGUGCUAUACUACUGAUCCAGAACAGAGAGAUGACUACUGCGACAUUCCUGAGUGUGAAGGGCAGGAGUGGCUCUAGAAAAUGUUUUCAUUUCUGCCCUUCACCUGUAAAAUAAUUUGUUGUAAAGCCCCUUCCCACAGGGAUAUUAUUAAUAAUUGCGUAACGUGUUCACCUCUCGGAAAGGAGCAAAACUUUGCUCAGAUCCCAGAAUUAACCUGAUUUUUUUUUUUUUUCUGAGACAGAAUUUUGCUCUCAUUGCCCAGGCUAGAGUGCAAUGGUGCGAUCUCAGCUCACCACAACCUCCGCCUCCGGGUUCAAGCGAUUCUCCUACCUCAGCCUCCCAAGUAGCUGGAAUUACAUGCAUGUGCCACCAUGCCUGGCUAAUUUUACAUUUUUAGUAGAGACAGGGUUUCUCCAUGUUGGUCAGGCUGGUCUUGAACUCUCGACCUCAGGUGAGCCGCCCGCCUCAGCCUCCCAAAGUGCUGGGAUUACAGGCAUGAGCCACCAUGCCCAGCAGACCUGAAUUAUUAUUAUUAAAAUGUUACAUCAACAUGUACAAAUAUAAAACUACAUCUAAACUCUAAGUACAGACUUCUUAUGCUUAAAACUCUUACACAGUGUUAACCCCAAGACAGAUUUGCAAUUAAGUAGUUAAAAUAAGACAACAAAGUCAAUAAAAAUCAAAUAAACAAUAUACAUUUAAUGUGGUAGACUUUGCUGUUUUGCUGAAGCUAAGCAAGGAACCAGUUUUUAAAUCAGCAAUCCGUUAUUUUAAUGGACUGAGCAAUUUAAUAGUGCACCUCAAAGGUCAAUGAUAAAAACUAAAAAAAAAAAAUACCUACUGAAAAAACUGUCAUCGUUUCACAUUUCUGGCUACGUUAGUGCAAAAGGGAAUAAAUAAAGGUGAGAUUUGUGUGA